GACAAUCACGCAGCAAUGACAUCCUGUAAUCUCGCGAGAGGAGACGUUUCAGCCAAAGAAAUUAUGGAUGUCGGUGUGAACGGUGGUGUGUUACCUGUCAACAAUAAACAGAGAGCCAUGAUACCGAAUAAAAGCAGGGGCGAAUUUAUCCGCAACCAAAGAAAGGAUUCAGAGGGCCUCUCCGAGUCACCAGACCUCGAGUUUGAAUAUGCUGAUACAGAUAAGUGGGCUGCAGAGCUGUCAGAGCUCUACAGUUACACAGAAGGACCAGAGUUUGCCUUUAAUAGGAAAUGCUUUGAGGAGGAAUUUAGGGCACAUGUGGCUGAUACAAAGUGGAUAGAACUUGAUGCCGCACAGCACAGAGCACAUGCCAUGCGGCUUUUGGACAGCCUGGAGGUGAUUGCCCGGGAAAAGCGGCUAAAGGUUGCCAGAGCCAUUCUUUACAUGGCUCAGGGAACUUUUGCUGAAUGCAGCUGUGAAGCUGAGGUGCAGCACUGGAUGAGAUACAAUAUCCUUCUGCUGUUGGAUGUGGGGACCUUCUCUGCUCUAGUGGAACUACUUAACAUGGAGAUCGAUAACAGUGCUGCAUGUAGUAGUGCCGUACGGAAGCCAGCCAUCUCCCUCGCAGAUAGCACAGAUCUCAGAGUGCUCCUUAACAUCAUGUACCUCAUGGUGGAGACCAUUCAGCAGGAUGACCCAGCAGACAGGCCUGAGUGGAGAGUCAUCAGGGAGACCUUCAGAGCAGAACUGGGAUCUGCUCUGUUUAACAAUGAGCCUGUUUCUGUCAUGCUCUUUGGUAUGGUGACCAAGUUCUGCAGUGGCCAUGCUCCACACUUCCCAAUGAAGAAGGUGUUACUGCUGCUGUGGAAAAGUAUACUGUUCACACUUGGAGGUUUUGAGCAGCUCCAAAGCAUAAAAGUAUGUAAACGAGAGGAGUUGGGAUUGCCUCCCAUGCCAGAGGACAGCAUCCGAGUAAUUCGCAGCAUGAGGGCUGCGUCUCCUCCUGCGUCUGCAUCUGAUCUUAUAGAGCAACAACAGAAACGGGCACGCCGUGAGCACAAGGCGUUGAUCAAACAGGACAACUUGGAUGCAUUCAAUGAGAAAGAUCCUUAUAAAGCAGAUGACUCUCGCGAUGAUGAGGAUGACAAUGAUGACAAUGACAACUCCUUAGAUGCAGAAACAUUCCCGCUGGAGAGGGAUGAGGUGAUGCCUCCACCUGUUUCUCACCCUCCAUCAGAGAGGGUCUCCUUCCCCAAAGGGCUGCCGUGGGCUCCGAAAGUCAGGGAGAAAGACAUUGAAUGUUUCCUGGAAUCAAGUAGAAGCAAAUUCAUUGGUUACACACUUGGAAGUGACACAGAUACAGUUGUUGGCCUGCCAAGGCCAAUUCAUGAAAGCAUCAAGACAUUAAAGCAGCACAAAUAUGUGUCCAUCGCUGAGAUUCAGAUUGCCAAAGAAGAAGAGUAUCAGAAAACUCCCCUUUCUGGGGGUGAAGAGGAGUUGGAGAUGUGUGCCACUGAGCUGCUGUAUCAGGGAAUUCUUCCCAGUUUGCCUCAGUACAUGAUUGCAUUACUGAAGAUCUUGCUCGCUGCUGCACCAACCUCCAAGGCCAAGACUGAUUCCAUCAACAUCCUGGCAGAUGUGCUGCCAGAGGAGAUGCCGACCACAGUGUUGCAAAGCAUGAAACUUGGUGUUGAUGUGAAUCGACACAAAGAAAUCAUUGUGAAGGCCAUUUCUGCCAUCCUGCUGCUGUUGCUGAAACACUUUAAACUAAACCACGUUUACCAGUUUGAGUACAUGGCUCAACAUUUGGUGUUUGCAAACUGCAUUCCGCUAAUUCUGAAGUUUUUCAACCAGAACAUCAUGUCCUACAUCACAGCUAAGAAUAGUAUUUCAGUACUUGAUUUUCCUCACUGUGUGGUGCACGAGCUGCCGGAGUUAACUGCAGAGAGUUUGGAAUCAGGAGACAACAAUCAGUUUUGCUGGAGGAAUCUGUUUUCGUGCAUUAACCUGCUGAGAAUCCUCAACAAACUGACAAAGUGGAAGCACUCCAGAACCAUGAUGCUUGUAGUGUUCAAGUCAGCUCCCAUUCUGAAGAGGGCGCUAAAAGUCAAGCAGGCGAUGAUGCAGCUCUACGUCCUCAAACUCCUCAAAGUGCAAACUAAAUAUUUGGGCCGUCAGUGGAGGAAGAGCAACAUGAAGACAAUGUCAGCCAUCUACCAGAAAGUUCGACAUCGCCUCAAUGAUGAUUGGGCCUAUGGAAACGAUUUGGAUGCUCGUCCAUGGGACUUCCAGGCGGAGGAGUGUGCUCUGCGGGCUAACAUUGAGCGUUUCAACAGUCGCCGCUAUGACAAAAACUACAGCAAUCCAGACUUUCUGCCUGUAGAUAACUGCCUGCAAAGUGUUCUCGGUCAAAGAGUGGACCUGCCAGAGGACUUCCAAAUGAACUAUGACCUCUGGCUGGAGCGUGAAGUCUUCUCUAAACCUAUUUCUUGGGAAGAACUGCUGCAGUAAGAACCAACAACUUUCAGAAUUGUCCUUUUUUUUUAAUAUAAAUACAUUGAAACUGUUUGAAGUAGGAAUCCAGUUUUUACCAACACUAGAAAACAUUAUAUUGUGAGUUCUCUAUGGAAUGAGGAUGGGACUUAUUCUGAGAAAUCACCUGGAUAUUAUCGUCAUGUACCGUUGUAUUAUUCUUGUUGGGUUGGUGUGGUUUGUGAACAGGACUACAUGCUUUCCAUGAUGAUAUGUUGCUUUUUUAACAAGUUUUGAAAUAUUUAGAUUCUUUUGGGCAGCGUGGUGGCUUAGUGGUUAGCACUGUUGCCUCACACCAAGAAGGUCAUGGGAUUGAUUUCCUCAUGUGACCUUUCUCUGUUCUGCCUGACUUUGUGUGGGUUCCCUCCGGGUGCUCCGGCUUCCUCCCGCAUCCAAAAAGACAUGCAGGUUAGGUGGAUUGGAAACUUUAAAUUGUCCGUAGGUGUGCACACAGGUGUGAUUGCGUUUGUUUGUCUAUAUGUGGCCCUGCGACAGACUAGCAUCCUGUCCACGGUGUACCCUGUCUCAUGCCCUAUGACUGCUGGGAUAGGCUCCAGCCCCCUUCCCCCUGGUUGCCCUUGGAGCAAGUGGUUGCAGAUGAGUGAGUCAGUAGAUUCUUUUGUUAUUACAAAUGAUGUUAAUUUUACCUGCUUGAAGACUGUUGAAUCCUGCUCCAGAUUUUCCAGUGAACAAGUACACUCUGUGAUCUGUGUGCUUUGACGCAGUACAUUAUGUUCACAUUAUUUAAAAUGAUUCCAUGGAAGAGGGUUUAUGGUUUAACUACCCGGAUGCAGCACAGAUGACGGUGCUUUGUGUAAAUGUAUUGAGCCUUGGCUCAACAAACUCACGAUAGAAAAAAAUUUAAUGUGUGACGCGUAGCAUCUUCAGGGAUGUUAAAAUGGUCAGCCAUAAUGUAAAUAUGUACAAAUACAAAACAGGUGUUACUUUUUAGUAGUUAGAAUCUGAAGGCCCCAAAAUUAUUGUACAUUAAGAAGCCUUUGUUGUUAACCUGCUGAGUUAGCAUGGUUGUGGUUUUUUUUUCCCUGAAUGAGUGAGAGUUGCUUUCCCAUCUUUGCUGUGAAAAUGUAAUCAUUCAGAUAUUGACUGAAUAAUGGGUUGGAUUAACAUGAAAUAAAAUAAUAAGACCUUAAAUUUGCAAUGAAAGCAGUCGUCCUCCAAAAUUCCUCCUUCAUAAGUCAGAAAAUAGCUAAGCCCCACUUUCAAAUAGUAUUUCAUAUUUCUUAAAUGUUGUGUAAAAUGGUAUCAGAAAGGCCCCAUUUUAAUGAAAUGAAAAUAAAUUUUUUAAAAGUACACAAAGGUGCCAGGAAACAGUAUGGUAGAUACUAAAAACCUGCUCACAAAAUAAAAUGCGUGAAUUUCUUCUGACACCAUUCAGAAGAAUUUCCAUAUGGAUCUGUUGUAUAAAUCACAAUUGCUGAGACUGCACACAUGAAAGAGUGGUGAGAGCAGUUUGUACACCAUGAACAUCCAUAGAGGAGAUUUUGGUAUUUUAUCACAAGGUUGCAGCUUUUGAAAAUGCCACAAUGCCAGUGGUGAUGUCAGCAUCACGAAACACAACAACAGAUGAUUAUAGA
This is a messenger RNA of Thalassophryne amazonica, 4127 nucleotides long. It is a transcript of the gene strip1, whose product is annotated as striatin interacting protein 1. Gene Ontology annotation, biological process: cytoskeleton organization. Lineage: Eukaryota; Metazoa; Chordata; Actinopteri; Batrachoidiformes; Batrachoididae. The coding region runs from base 16 to 2511 and encodes 831 amino acids. The transcript has 20 exons. The record is from RefSeq and is a predicted model, not a curated record. Gene Ontology annotation, cellular component: cytosol.